Molecule: messenger RNA, 2076 nt
Organism: Botrytis sinoallii
Lineage: Eukaryota; Fungi; Ascomycota; Leotiomycetes; Helotiales; Sclerotiniaceae
Exons: 3
Coding region: 1-1362 (453 amino acids)
Biological process (GO): secondary metabolite biosynthetic process
Source: RefSeq, a predicted model, not a curated record
AUGCCUGAAGUUCCAAAAUUUCGAAUCAGUGUGAUAGGCAGUGGCCCAAUUGGUAAGCUACUUCUGAGUAGUGUAGCUGCUCAUCCAAGAAUUGAGUAUACACAAUUCGAAGCCGAAACAUUACCUCUACGUCCCGCCUUUGGCUAUGGUAUUGGGCCACAAACGCUUGCAACGACGAAGCGGUUAAGCUUAUUUAGUCCACCAAACCCUUUGUUUUUCUACCUGCUCCUAUUUUCCGAUUUCAAAUUCCGCUGUCAUGUCUCAUUGAAUAUACUCCUUUUUGCUUCCGUAGACUGUAUCAGCACUUCUUUUUUCUCAUGUUCUUCCAAAAGAAUUGCACGACCAAUUUUAGCCGACCCUGUUUGGAUGGAAUUUCACCAUGGCGGGGAGGAAGACAAUCAUUUGCAUACCAUUCGUGUCCCAGAGGGAGAAGUCUUUGGGAGAAUUGGACGUGAUGAGCUUAUGGUGAUGCUUGAUGCUUUCGGUCCCAAGGAUACUCCAAUCCAGUACGGCAAAAAGCUCAAAUCAGUAAAGAAAAGUACUGAUGGCGAAUUAACGCUGACGUUUGAAGAUGGUGGUGAAGAUCACGCAAAUGCCCUAUGGGCGUGCGAUGGUAUGAAUUCUCUGUGUAGAAAGUUCGUGCAGGGCGAGGAUUACAUACCUGCAGCUUACUCAGGCCAUGUGACAUUCAGAGGAAAAGUCGAGAGCAGCAAGAUUGAGGCGGAGAUUGGGAAGCGAUUCACUACAGAUACAUCUAUGUUCCUUGGUAUUAAAGGUUGGCACGUAUUAACCUUCCCCAUUGAUGGUGGUAAAUACGUUAAUAUUGCGGCAUUCUCAAUGGAGGAAGUUCAGAAAAAGCGUGGAAGGAACUACGUAACAACUACCGAUGAGCUGCUUACUUAUUUUCCCGGGGCGAAUUCCAAAGUUCGGAAAUUCUUGACGCUGCUUAAUGACCAACCAGGUGGUUGUGUAUGCCUUGAACUGACUCACAUGCAGACUUUGGGUACCUUUACCAACCAAAGUCUUUGUAUGACGAGCUUCGGUGAUUCUGCUAAUGGAAUGCUACCUCAUAUCGGAGGCUCGAUGGCAACCGGGUUCAUUGGCGUUACUACCUUUCUGCAUGAAGAGCUGAAUCCCCGUAUUCAUGCCCUCAACCCGAAUGCGAGCAAUGCCGAGAUUGCCGAAGUACUCAUGGAGGCUUCUAUUGCAUAUGAACGUAAGCAUAAGCCUUUGGCGCAAAAGCUUGUGGACUACUCAAGAGAACAGGGGUUUGUUUUCUCGGGUGGAGUAACUGACGCCGAGGAAUUGGCUCGAAGAGCAAGAUUUUUGUGGAAGGCUGAUUCUUACAAUGCUACCGUUUAAGAUGAAACAAUUAUCAUCUAUGUUGGUAACUCCACCUCGUCCACCUCGUCCACCUCCAGUUUCAACAAGAAGAAGAUGCGCUCCAAUGAAUUUUGCGUCCGAAAUAUGAUUGACCGAUAACUCAAAAUUUGUUAAUUGGGUACUUGACCUAUGUUUUAUUGCUCCACUAAGGCUAUUUAAUAGACCUUAUAUGGAAAAGGUGUGGAGAUGUCAAAUUGAACCCUGUUUGUGGAUAUUGCUAGUCCAAUUGCUUAAUUCAGCAAAAUACAUAAAUCGUCCAAGUUUCAUUGGCCGAUGGUGUCUAAGCUUUUAGAAGCUUCGUGGACGGAUUUGAUCCGAGCCUUCGCGGCCUUAGGGAACGAACAUCCGGGUAAAGUAUUCUCAUUAGCAAUUGACCCACUUAUCAAUAUAGUGUGCUCCGUAAUUCAGUUAUUCGGCAGCGAACCCCUAAUAGCUCCAUCAGCCAUACAGCGGAAAGCAGGCCGGUAAGUGGCCCUUGCUAUUAUCCUAGAUGUGCUUUCGAAUCCUAGAAAAGUACGGAGAUUGAGUAUCGAACGCGAGCACAACUGAAUAGUUUUAUGAUAAUUGUAGUCUCUCUAUCGUUGUCGGGUUCCUUUGUUGUUUUGACGAUGAUGAUUUUCUCGUGUAUUCUGUUUAGAGUUGCGAACAACUGCACUGUGCCAUCUUGGAAAAGCCACUGCAGAAUAGUGGUGC